Molecule: messenger RNA, 249 nt
Organism: Clonostachys solani
Lineage: Eukaryota; Fungi; Ascomycota; Sordariomycetes; Hypocreales; Bionectriaceae
Source: the annotation of a GenBank genome assembly
AUGGAUUUCGUCAAGAAGGCAGCCGAUAAGAUGGGCAGCGGCAACCAGCAGAGCCAGCCUGCGCAGGGAGGCCAGCCCGCGCAGGGAGGAGCCCAGUCGGACGACUAUGUUGACAAGGCCUUCGGUCAGGUGAGCAAGAAGGAGGGAUGGAACAUUGGCAAGGACCAGCAGGAGAAGAUCACUGAUGGCGGUCGCCAAGCCUACGAGAAGGUCACUGGAAACAAAGUGAACCCCAAGAUCUCCAACUAG